AGCAAGAAAGUCGUGUGUGCGGACAUCCAGCGUUCAGCGCCCUUCGGGAAAAGACACCAGAAGUGUAUAUUAACCCUUGGCGCCCGCGUCGUGCUAAUUACCUUUAUUUGCUUACCCUUUUUUUUGGCUGUUUCAAAAUACCCUCGUGCGACAAGAAGGAGAGAUCGGCGAGCAGAGGAGAGGAGUAUAGAGGAUUUACGUGCCCUUCGAAAUUACAGCCAACAGUUGACAGCAGCAGAAUGCAGUUCUAAGGAAACAUAUCUGGCCGAAAAGAGACAGGAAUAAAGCAGAAGAAAAAGACGGAAGGAUCACAGAGUGACAACGAGUACAAAAGACUGGGACCCUCUGACCAGAGAUGGCUGGAAUCAGCCUGAUUCUGGUUCUGCUACUGACCACCAGUGUCGGCAAUAUCCACGCCAACGAUGGUGGAUCCUCUUCGAGCUCCGCACCAGCCACCUUGGGCAUAUUCUUCGAGAGAGCUCCCGAAUCCGCGGUGGCUCCCAAGGGGGACGAGGUGGUCUUCGAGUGCGAACUGAACCUCAAGCCGGAUCGCCUGGAGUGGCGAUUCCGACGCAGUGGCUCCCCCGAACCGUAUAGAUAUCUCAGGCCCUCGGCCGGAUACAAUGUGACCAGUGGGAGUGACCGUGCCUGGCGACUGCGGAUCUAUGUGAGUGCCCAAACGGCGGGAGACUACCAGUGCGUGGCUUGGUACGGACCGGGAGCAUUGGCCUCCACGCCCGCCCGCCUGGCCUUGGUCUCGAUAGCCUUGGACGCAGGUCAGGGCUCCAUGGGGUCCAGGGGCUCCAUUCGCUGGAGUGUGGCGCCCAAGAACUGCCUUCUCAUCCGGUGUGGCAGCGUGAUAUCCAACCCCCCGGCCAUCUGGAGCUUCUACAGGAAUGGGAAGAAGCUGCCCCAAUCCGAAUUGCUUCCAGGAGCAGCCGGCGCCUUGGUUUUAGACACGGUAACUGCCAAGGACGCGGGUAACUACUCAUGUGUGGCCACUAAUUCCAUAACAGGUGACGAGCUAAGGCUUCCCCAAACCAUUGAGCUGAGGGUGGAUUACACGGACAGAACACCCCCGUACUUCCUGCAACGUCCACCCACGGAGUACUCCGCUCGUCCGGGGGAAACCGUUGUGCUCGAGUGCCCUGGCGUGGGAUCCCCCAGACCCGGCGUCAUCUGGAGCAGUCCCAAUGUGGCGGGGAUUUAUAAUAACAGGAGCAAGAUCCUGCCCUAUGGCUUGCAGAUCACUGAUGUGAAGCCGGAGGAUCAGGGAUCCUACAUCUGCAUGUUGGACAAUGGAAUCGCACCGCCCAUCGAUCACACCGUCAAGUUGAGUGUCCUGCAACGUCCCACGAUUCUGAAGGGACCUGAUGCCACUCUGACCAACGAAAGUAGUUCCCUGCUGUUGGUUUGCUCCGCCACUGGGAAUCCCCUGCCCGAUAUUUACUGGCUGAUAAACGGGGAGGACGCCACCAAGGAUCCGGAGGCCCAGGUGGAUAACCGGAGUCUACGCCUGUAUCACGUACAAAAGCGACACGCCGGAGUUGUUCAGUGCUUCGCGAAGAACAUUCUGGGGGAGACCAGCGAGGGCAACAUGCUGCGCGUGAAUCCCCUGCAAAUCUCUGGCGAGGAUGAGGAACCCCUCGGUGGAGUGCCCAUGUGGCCAGUUCAUGAACCGAACGGCGGAAUGGGAUCCUCGUCGACUCCAUCUGGUGGUUCCAAAAACAAGGGCGGUCGCAGGAAGUACAAAGCCAUGGUUCCCCCCUCGCGGCCCAAUGUCACCCGGCUGUCGGACGAAUCCGUAAUGCUCCGCUGGAGUGUGCCCCAAAACUCGGGACUCCAGAUCACCUUCUUCAAGGUUCAGUAUCGUCGCUUGGGCGACGGGAAAAACCGGCGGGAGAACUGGCAGACGACCAGCGACAAUAUUCCGUACGGAAAUACCUAUGCAUCCGGCUCGGGAUCCGGAUCCGGAUCGGGAUCGGGGAAUAACCACUGGAGGCAGCGGAACCGGGACCGGGAGUACGAGAUGGGCAAUCCGCCCAAGAACUUUACUUCGUCCGUCACGGGACUGACUUCCGGGAAAUACUAUCGCUUCCGGAUCGUGGCGGUUUAUUCGAACAACGACAACAAGGAGGGCAACACCUCCCUCAAGUUCUUCCUGCAAAACGGAACCGCCGAGUCGAACUUGCCAGUUCCCGAACUUCGCGAGGUGGAGUCCUUCUCCGAGUCCGCCGUCGUGCUGCAUUGGUCCUUGGACUCAUCGGGUCAAAAUGAGGACAUAGACGGGUAUUACGCCUACUACAGACCAGUGGACUCGGCAGCGGAAUACCUAAAGGCCACUGUGGACGGCGGAAGGAGCAGGAGCUUCAAGAUAGACCUCCUUCGUCCGGGAACCCACUACGAAUUCAAACUGCAGUCCUUCAACUCCGAUGCCGCCUCAGAGUUCAGUGCCAUACGGCAGGCGAGGACCAAAAAAACCACUGAUCAUAGCGUUUCAUCCUCAUCUUCAUCGUCAAGUCAAGAGCCCGCCAAUAAAACAGCAAGUCCGCAGCAGAACUCCAUAUAUCCAGUGAUCGCAGGGGCCGCCGGCGGUGGUCUGCUGCUCCUCAUCGCAUCCUUGGUGGCUUGCAUUUGUCUCAAAAGGCGGGAAAACACCCAACCGGAGGACGAGAACAAACCGCAAUUGGAGCACAUCCAAGCGGACUUUGUGACCUCCGCCGUUCUCGGAGUGGGUGGACACCACAAAAGUGGCGAUGUGCGGCGCUUGAAUGGGGUGAUUCCCCGGAUGAAUAUCACGCCCAAUCCGCUGGCCCAGGAAACGGCAUCCGAUAAGAAUCGCAACGUGAUGGAGCUGCGUUUCCUGCCGCCACUGGCGAACGGCAACGGAAACGGGAAUGGCAACUGCAUUGCUAGGGAUCGGGAUCUGACCACGGAGCAGCCGGAUGCGGGGGAGCUGCUGGAGGCGGAGGACGGGGAGGAUGGCCAGGGUCUGCCAACGGUUGCGUCGUCCUCCUGCGAAACCCUAGAGGCCUGCGACGAGCCAGUCAAGCUGAAUAUCCGCCAGAAACUCGACCAGGAGCCGCAGGAUCCGCACAAUCCUGUCCUGGAGGCGCCCAGCAAACCGCUGCCACCGCUGCCCAAGAAACCAGCUUCCACUACUGGCCAAACCAACUCUGGCCUGCAUCAGAAUGGCCUGCAUCACGCGCAGCCGUAUCAUCCUCCUGGCACACCCACGUUGAUGCACAAGCGCCUGGACUACCACCAGCAGCAGCAGCAGCCGCCGCCGGUGCCGCCACAUUCCGCCUACUACCAGCAGGCACCCACGCACCACCAGCCGUCGCCCAUGAUGGAGCGCACCGCGGUGCGGGGUCACCAGAUGGAUGGAGGCGACGCCGGCACGCCCACGCCCACGAGGAUACCCUCGUUGAGGAGGCAGAGACGCACCUCGGGCAGCCAGGUGCACAAUAGCCACAGCAAUCUCAAUCUGAAUUUGAACCUGAGCCACCACCACAACAACAACAACCUGCCGCCGCACCACCAGCACCUGCACCACCAUCCCGGCCACCCGGGUCAUCCGAGCGGCCUGGUGGGCAUACCCAUCGUGCCGGGGAGUCCCCGGGUGCAGCGAUCGCCGAUGCCCAGCAGGGCGAUGAUCAAGAGGACUCGACUGGGCAGCCACACGGACAACAUAUCCUCCGGCAGCCUGAACAGUAUUGAGGUCUGAUGCCGGAGCAGCGGGAUGGGGAGGAGCACUAGCCCUGAGUCGCAAGCGAAGCAGUUCCCCGACGACAGACAGCUUCAACUGGGCGUGAGGAGCCUGAACUAGAAGUGUAUUAUUAUGGUUAUUCAUAGAACAGGCCGGCAGAGCAGCUAAAAACACUCGAAAAUUAUUUGUCAAUCGUUUAGCCAAGACUCUCAAACUUCAAUCGUUAUACAGCAAUUUAAAUAACUAAAAGUAGAGCUUAAAAUUGGAUAGGUUACUAGGGCUUCAAGUUUGCCCAUUUUUGUACUAAAAAACUGUUUUAUUCUAUAUUGAAGUAGUUUUGCGCUAGAACCAAAAAUUGUAUUGAAUUUGUAGAGAAAUGCAAGCUUAUGAAGUCUCUCGGUUGAGUUUUAAAAGUUCAUGCAACUUCAUUUUGAGCUUAGUCGUUCAACGCUAAUGCUGCCUAGUUUUGUUUCGGCUUAAAAAUAGUAUUUAGAAAAAGAAGGGCUGAUAAAUAUUGAUAUUAUACUAUUUUCUUGUUGCUGCCGGCCAGAUAGUCAGUAGAAUUAUUAUUUUUUAUUUUUUUUUUUAACCGAUUGAUUUAAUUGUGCAUCCCCCUGGGGGCCAACUUGCAUCUCGACUAAGCCCUGUAGCAUAGUGUUAUUUAUUUAUUACAGUGUAAGCGUCAACGACUCGAAUUGAUUAGUUCAAUUAGGUUAAGCACUAACUAACUCGUAAGGCAAACCAACUAUCUAGCAUUAAUGAAAUACUUUUCGAAAUGUGACUAAUAUCACCCGACAUCGUAUCGUAUGCGCACAGCCCACACAAAACCCAAAAGCAUCCUAACUAUUAUUAAGUUCAUAUACAUCAGAGUUUGAAACUUUCAUAUGCGAAUUUUGGAUUAAAAAAGAAA
Drosophila rhopaloa is the source of this 4619-nucleotide messenger RNA. It is a transcript of the gene boi, whose product is annotated as interference hedgehog. Gene Ontology annotation, molecular function: protein binding. Bases 356 to 3727 code for a protein of 1123 amino acids. NCBI's taxonomy places the organism in Eukaryota, Metazoa, Arthropoda, Insecta, Diptera, Drosophilidae. Gene Ontology annotation, cellular component: axon; plasma membrane. The record is from RefSeq and is a predicted model, not a curated record. The transcript has 10 exons. Gene Ontology annotation, biological process: axon guidance; cell-cell adhesion.